AUGGGGCUCAACGACGGCAUGGGAACUCUCUCCCCCUUCACCUCGGGAACUCUCUCCCCCCUCACCUCUGGAACUCUCUCCCCCCUCACCUCGGGAACUCUCUCCCCCCUCACCUCUGGAACUCUCUCCCCCCUCACCUCUGGAACUCUCUCCCCCCUUCACCUCGGGAACUCUCUCCCCCUUCACCUCGGGAACUCUCUCCCCCUUCACCUCGGGAACUCUCUCCCCCCUCACCUCGGGAACUCUCUCCCCCCUCACCUCUGGAACUCUCUCCACCCUCACCUCGGGAACUCUCUCCCCCCUUCACCUCGGGAAGUCUCUCCCCCCUCACCUGUGGAACUCUCUCCCCCCUUCACCUCGGGAACUCUCUCCCCCCUCACCUCGCGAACUCUCUCCCCCCUCACCUCUGGAACUCUCUCCCCCUUCACCUCGGGAACUCUCUCCCCCCUCACCUCGGGAACUCUCUCCCCCCUCACCUCGGGAACUCUCUCCCCCCUCACCUCGGGAACUCUCUCCCCCCUUCACCUCGGGAACUCUCUCCCCCUCACCUCUGGAACUCUCUCCCCCCUUCACCUCUGGAGCUCUCUCCCCCCUUCACCUCGGGAACUCUCUCCCCCCUCACCUCGGGAACUCUCUCCCCCCCUCACCUCGGGAACUCUCUCCCCCCUCACCUCGGGAACUCUCUCCCCCCUUCACCUCGGGAACUUUCUCCCCCCUUCACCUCGGGAACUCUCUCCCCCCUCACCUCUGGAGCUCUCUCCUCCCUUCACCUCGGGAACUCUCUCCCCCCUCACCUCAGGAACUCUCUCCCCCCUCACCUCUGGAACUCUCUCCCCCCUCACCUCUGGAACUCUCUCCCCCCUUCACCUCUGGAACUUUCUCCCCCCUUCACCUCGGGAACUCUCUCCCCCCUCAACUCGGGAACUCUCUCCCCCCCUCACCUCGGGAACUCUCUCCCCCCCUCACCUCGGGAACUCUCUCCCCCCUCACCUCGGGAACUCGGAACUCUCUCCCCCUUCACCUCGGGAACUCUCUCCCCCCUUCACCUCGGGAACUCUCUCCCCCCUCACCUCUGGAGUCUCUCUCCCCCCUUCACCUCGGGAACUCUCUCCCCCCUCACCUCGGGAACUCUCUCCCCCCUCACCUCUGGAACUCUCUCCCCCCUCACCUCUCGAACUCUCUCCCCCCUUCACCUCUGGAAUUUUCUCCCCCCCUUCAACUCGGGAACUCUCUCCCCCCUCAACUCGGGAACUCUCUCCCCCCCUCACCUCGGGAAACUCUCUCCCCCCUCACCUCGGGAACUCUCUCCCCCCUCACCUCGGGAACUCUCUCCCCCCUCAACUCGGGAACUCUCUCCCCCCUCACCUCUGGAACUCUUUCCCCCCUCACCUCGGGAACUCUCUCCCCCCUCACCUCUGGAACUCUCCCCCCUCACCUCGGGAACUCUCUCCCCCCUCACCUCUGGAACUCUCUCCCCCCUCACCUCUGGAACUCUCUCCCCCCUCACCUCGGGAACUCUCUCCCCCCUCACCUCUGGAACUCUCUCCCCCCUUCACCUCGGGAACUCUCUCCCCCUUCACCUCGGGAACUCUCUCCCCCCUCACCUCUGGAACUCUCUCCCCCCUUCACCUAGGGAACUCUCUCCCCCUUCACCUCGGGAACUCUCUCCCCCCCUCACCUCUGGAACUCUCUCCCCCCUCACCUCGGGAACUCUCUCCCCCCUCACCUCUGGAACUCUCUCCCCCCUCACCUCUGGAACUCUCUCCCCCCUUCACCUCGGGAACUCUCUCCCCCCUUCACCUCGGGAACUCUCUCCCCCCUCACCUCUGGAACUCUCUCCCCCCUCACCUCGGGAACUCUCUCCCCCCCUCACCUCGGGAACUCUCUCCCCCCUCACCUCGGGAACUCUCUCCCCCUUCACCUCGGGAACUCUCUCCCCCCUUCACCUCGGGAACUCUCUCCCCCCUCACCUCUGGAGCUCUCUCCCCCCUUCACCUCGGGAACUCUCUCCCCCCUCACCUCGGGAACUCUCUCCCCCCUCACCUCUGGAACUCUCUCCCCCCUCACCUCUGGAACUCUCUCCCCCCUUCACCUCUGGAACUUUCUCCCCCCCUCAACUCGGGAACUCUCUCCCCCCUCAACUCGGGAACUCUCUCCCCCCCUCACCUCGGGAACUCUCUCCCCCCUCACCUCGGGAACUCUCUCCCCCCUCACCUCGGGAACUCUCUCCCCCCUCAACUCGGGAACUCUCUCCCCCCUCACCUCUGGAACUCUUUCCCCCCUCACCUCGGGAAACUCUCUCCCCCUUCACCUCUGGAACUCUCUCCCCCCUCACCUCGGGAACUCUCUCCCCCCUCACCUCUGGAACUCUCUCCCCCCUCACCUCUGGAACUCUCUCCCCCCUCACCUCGGGAACUCUCUCCCCCCUCACCUCUGGAACUCUCUCCCCCCUUCACCUCGGGAACUCUCUCCCCCUUCACCUCGGGAACUCUCUCCCCCCUCACCUCUGGAACUCUCUCCCCCCUUCACCUAGGGAACUCUCUCCCCCUUCACCUCGGGAACUCUCUCCCCCCUCACCUCUGGAACUCUCUCCCCCCUCACCUCGGGAACUCUCUCCCCCCUCACCUCUGGAACUCUCUCCCCCCUCACCUCUGGAACUCUCUCCCCCCUUCACCUCGGGAACUCUCUCCCCCUUCACCUCGGGAACUCUCUCUCCCCCUUCACCUGGGAACCUCCCUCGGAACUCUCUCCCCCCUCACCUCGGGAACUCUCUCCCCCCUCACCUCGGGAACUCUCUCCCCCCUCACCUCGGGAACUCUCUCCCCCCUCACCUCGGGAACUCUCUCCCCCCUCACCUCGGGAACUCUCUCCCCCCUCACCUCGGAACUCUCUCCCCCUUCACCUCGGGAACUCUCUCCCCCCUCACCUCGGGAACUCUCUCCCCCCUCACCUCUGGAACUCUCUCCCCCCUUCACCUCUGGAACUCUCUCCCCCCUUCACCUCGGGAACUCUCUCCCCCCUCACCUCGGGAACUCUCUCCCCCCUCACCUCGGGAAUCUCCUCUCCCCCCUCACCUCGGGAACUCUCUCCCCCCUCACCUCUGGAACUCUCUCCCCCCUUCACCUCGGGAACUCUCUCCCCCCUCAACUCGGGAACUCUCUCCCCCCUCACCUCGGGAACUCUCUCCCCCCUCACCUCUGGAACUCUCUCCCCCCUUCACCUGUGGAACUCUCUCCCCCCUCACCUCGGGAACUCUCUCCCCCCUCACCUCGGGAACUCUCUCCCCCUUCACCUCUGGAGCUCUCUCCCCCCUUCACCUCGGGAACUCUCUCCCCCCUCACCUCGGGAACUCUCUCCCCCCUCACCUCGGGAACUCUCUCCCCCUUCACCUCUGGAGCUCUCUCCCCCCUUCACCUCGGGAACUCUCUCCCCCCUCACCUCGGGAACUCUCUCCCCCCCUCACCUAGGGAACUCUCUCCCCCCUCACCUCGGGAACUCUCUCCCCCCUUCACCUCGGGAACUUUCUCCCCCCUUCACCUGUGGAACUCUCUCCCCCCUUCACCUCGGGAACUCUCUCCCCCCUCACCUCGCGAACUCUCUCCCCCCUCACCUCGGGAACUCUCUCCCCCCUUCACCUCGGGAACUCUCUCCCCCCUCACCUCUGGAACUCUCUCCCCCCUUCACCUCGGGAACUCUCUCCCCCCUUCACCUCGGGAACUCUCUCCCCCCUCACCUCUGGAGCUCUCUCCCCCCUUCACCUCGGGAACUCUCUCCCCCCUCACCUCGGGAACUCUCUCCCCCCUCACCUCUGGAACUCUCUCCCCCCUCACCUCUGGAACUCUCUCCCCCCUUCACCUCUGGAACUUUCUCCCCCCCUCAACUCGGGAACUCUCUCCCCCCUCAACUCGGGAACUCUCUCCCCCCCUCACCUCGGGAACUCUCUCCCCCCUCACCUCGGGAACUCUCUCCCCCCUCACCUCGGGAACUCUCUCCCCCCUCAACUCGGGAACUCUCUCCCCCCUCACCUCUGGAACUCUUUCCCCCCUCACCUCGGGAACUCUCUCCCCCCUCACCUCUGGAACUCUCUCCCCCCUCACCUCGGGAACUCUCUCCCCCCUCACCUCUGGAACUCUCUCCCCCCUCACCUCUGGAACUCUCUCCCCCCUCACCUCGGGAACUCUCUCCCCCCUCACCUCUGGAACUCUCUCCCCCCUUCACCUCGGGAACUCUCUCCCCCUUCACCUCGGGAACUCUCUCCCCCCUCACCUCUGGAACUCUCUCCCCCCUUCACCUAGGGAACUCUCUCCCCCUUCACCUCGGGAACUCUCUCCCCCCUCACCUCUGGAACUCUCUCCCCCCUCACCUCGGGAACUCUCUCCCCCCUCACCUCUGGAACUCUCUCCCCCCUCACCUCUGGAACUCUCUCCCCCCUUCACCUCGGGAACUCUCUCCCCCUUCACCUCGGGAACUCUCUCCCCCUUCACCUCGGGAACUCUCUCCCCCCUCACCUCGGGAACUCUCUCCCCCCUCACCUCUGGAACUCUCUCCACCCUCACCUCGGGAACUCUCUCCCCCCUUCACCUCGGGAAGUCUCUCCCCCCUCACCUGUGGAACUCUCUCCCCCCUUCACCUCGGGAACUCUCUCCCCCCUCACCUCGCGAACUCUCUCCCCCCUCACCUCUGGAACUCUCUCCCCCUUCACCUCGGGAACUCUCUCCCCCCUCACCUCGGGAACUCUCUCCCCCCUCACCUCGGGAACUCUCUCCCCCCUCACCUCGGGAACUCUCUCCCCCCUUCACCUCGGGAACUCUCUCCCCCCUCACCUCUGGAACUCUCUCCCCCCUUCACCUCGGGAACUCUCUCCCCCCUCACCUCGGGAACUCUCUCCCCCCUCACCUCUGGAACUCUCUCCCCCCUUCACCUCUGGAACUUUCUCCCCCCUUCACCUCGGGAACUCUCUCCCCCCUCAACUCGGGAACUCUCUCCCCCCUCACCUCGGGAACUCUCUCCCCCCUCACCUCGGGAACUCUCUCCCCCCUCACCUCUGGAACUCUCUCCCCCCUUCACCUCGGGAACUCUCUCCCCCCUCAACUCGGGAACUCUCUCCCCCCUCACCUCGGGAACUCUCUCCCCCCUCACCUCUGGAACUCUCUCCCCCCUUCACCUGUGGAACUCUCUCCCCCCUCACCUCGGGAACUCUCUCCCCCCUCACCUCGGGAACUCUCUCCCCCUUCACCUCUGGAGCUCUCUCCCCCCUUCACCUCGGGAACUCUCUCCCCCCUCACCUCGGGAACUCUCUCCCCCCCUCACCUCGGGAACUCUCUCCCCCUUCACCUCUGGAGCUCUCUCCCCCCUUCACCUCGGGAACUCUCUCCCCCCUCACCUCGGGAACUCUCUCCCCCCCUCACCUCGGGAACUCUCUCCCCCCUCACCUCGGGAACUCUCUCCCCCCUUCACCUCGGGAACUUUCUCCCCCCUUCACCUGUGGAACUCUCUCCCCCCUUCACCUCGGGAACUCUCUCCCCCCUCACCUCGCGAACUCUCUCCCCCCUCACCUCGGGAACUCUCUCCCCCCUUCACCUCGGGAACUCUCUCCCCCCUCACCUCUGGAACUCUCUCCCCCCUUCACCUCGGGAACUCUCUCCCCCCUCACCUCGGGAACUCUCUCCCCCCUCACCUCGGGAACUCUCUCCCCCCUCACCUCUGGAACUCUCUCCCCCCUUCACCUCGGGAACUCUCUCCCCCCUCAACUCGGGAACUCUCUCCCCCCUCACCUCUGGAACUCUCUCCCCCCUUCACCUCGGGAACUCUCUCCCCCCUUCACCUCGGGAACUCUCUCCCCCCUCACCUCGGGAACUCUCUCCCCCCCUCACCUCGGGAACUCUCUCCCCCCUCAACUCAGAAACUCUGACUCACUAA
Messenger RNA from Knipowitschia caucasica, 5919 nucleotides. The record is from the annotation of a GenBank genome assembly. NCBI's taxonomy places the organism in Eukaryota, Metazoa, Chordata, Actinopteri, Gobiiformes, Gobiidae.